Molecule: messenger RNA, 847 nt
Organism: Durio zibethinus
Lineage: Eukaryota; Viridiplantae; Streptophyta; Magnoliopsida; Malvales; Malvaceae
Source: RefSeq, a predicted model, not a curated record
UUUAACAUCGUAUCAUUGUAUUUUAUUUAAAAUUUUCAUUUUCACCAAUCUUUUGUGAUCAUUCUGAUUUAUAUCAUUAAGAAAUAAGAUCCACUUAUUGCCUUAAUGUCAUACAUCGGUAAAUCUAGAUUUUCGGUUGGUUCACAUGUUAUACAUGUGCUUGCCUUGAUGUAACAGUUUCCAGGAAUUGGGGUUUCACUAAUUUCAUUCUGAAACGUUAGGCCACAACUACAAGUUACGAGCAGCAUCUGAUAAAACCGUUAUAUUGACCUCAAAUUCUAAUCUUGUCAUAUACUAUUUUUUUUUCCUUUUUGCAUUAAUUCCCAAAGCUUAAUCAAUUUCCUCAAUUAUUAUAGGGUAGAUUCAGUUACAUAAUUAUAAGGAAAUAUGUCAAGUGGGAGAGUAGGAAAGAAGAGCAAGAAGAUAGCAUCAAAGCCAAAUGCUGUGUCAUUGCAAGAGAAGAUAAAAAUGGUAGACAAGGAAGAACAAGCUCUGUUAAAAGAUAUAGAUGAUCUCAAGAAAUGGACUGAUACAAUAGAUGCCAUGAAGGAUGAUGUGUUGAAGGAAUACCUUCAAAACAGACCAGAAGAACUGAAGAGUGUGAAGAUCCAGAAGAACAAAACUAAUCAAAAGGUAAGAGCUGAAAGGUUAUGUCUCAUCACUUUUCAUGGUGUUAGCAUCUUCAACAGUUCUAAUAGUUUCUUAUUGAAAAGAUUAAAUGCAACUUUGGUUUGAAUUAGUUAAGCUAAUGAUGAGACAGGUCCAAAAGGCUGUGAAGCCUAAACCUUCAACAUGCAGUGGAAUAAUGGCAUCUGUAUGGAAGUUCCACAAGGAAGAUGAUGAUGAU